AUGGCACCAAGUGCGACUGCGACGUACUCGUCCUCGGCUGUGCCGACGUUGCUCGCGCCUUCGGCAAGCAGCAGCAGCAGCAGCAGCAGCAACAACAUCAGCACCGACGAAUUCGACAUCAUCUCGUGCUACCACUCGCUCCUCUCUUCGGACGCCGAAUUGCCUUUCCCGAUUGCAGCCAUCUUUGCGCUCUCUGAACUCGUCUCCAAGUCAAAGGCCGCGACCACCUCGGAGCUCAUGGAAAACAUCCGCUCGGCGUCGCAACGGCUCAAAGCAUCGCUCGAAAACCCGGUCCCCGCCACGGCAGGCUUGGACCUCUUCACGCGCUUCGUCGUCACAAAGAGCUGGGACACAGGCGACGACUUUGAAGCGCACAAAGCGUCUCUCGCAGCGCUGGCGCACGAGUUUGCCGUGCACACGGUCCCCAGCUGCCGCGAGAAGAUCUGCGAACUGGUUUUGCCGUUCAUCAAGGACGACAGCGUCGUGCUCACGCAUUCCUACUCGCGCGUUGUGAUGCAGGCGUUGAAACACGCCGCCCUCACCCAGCGCAAACGCAUCUCGGUUUACGUCACUGAAUCCCGCCCACAGGGCUUGGGACUGAGGACGUACAACCAGCUCAUCGAGAACGGCAUCCCCUGCACCGUCAUCCUCGACUCGGCGGUCGCGUACACCAUGCCCCAGGUCGACCUCGUCCUCACCGGUGCCGAAGGCGUCGUCGAAUCCGGCGGCUUCUUGAACGCUGUCGGCACCUACGGCAUGGCCAUCAUCGCCAAGGCCUGCAACAAGCCUUUCUUUGCCCUGGCCGAGAGCUUCAAGUUCCUCAGAAUGUUCCCCCUGAAUCAGUAUGAUCUGCCCACCAACUCACGGAGGCGCCUCCUGGCGUUUCCGGAACUCGAUGCCGACGCCGACGUCGCGGCUACAGCACCACAGGACGACAAGGAUACCCAGGGAACACCAAAGUUGUCCGCGGGCGAGGCGAGGGGUGCCCAGCAGCAGUUGAUGUCCAAACAGCAAGAGCUCGUGAAUCCCGCUAUCGACUAUACGACACCGGAUCUGGUCACUUUCCUGUUCAGCGACGUGGGCGUGCUCACGCCUUCGGGUGUAGGCGACGCACUGCUUGCGGUGUACGGCGGUGCCGACUGA
This is a messenger RNA of Sporisorium graminicola, 1143 nucleotides long. RefSeq lists its product as uncharacterized. The coding region runs from base 1 to 1143 and encodes 380 amino acids. Gene Ontology annotation, cellular component: eukaryotic translation initiation factor 2B complex. NCBI's taxonomy places the organism in Eukaryota, Fungi, Basidiomycota, Ustilaginomycetes, Ustilaginales, Ustilaginaceae. Gene Ontology annotation, molecular function: guanyl-nucleotide exchange factor activity; translation initiation factor activity. The record is from RefSeq and is a predicted model, not a curated record. Gene Ontology annotation, biological process: translational initiation. The transcript is spliced from 2 exons.